ACGUUUGGCCAGGCCAGAAACGAGUUAGGUGAGUUACACUCCAAUAUGAAGCGAGCUACCUGCAUGGUAGCUAGCUAGCUGCAGGCUGGCCCAUCACCAGAUAACGCGGCGUCAUUUUGAAGGGACCGGUUUCUCUCAUUUGAAGCACAAAGCGGACACAGCAUCAGGCACAAAAGCUACAUCAUGCCAGUCGACCCUAAAAAUGUGCUUCUAACAUAUGAGAGGUCUCAAGAGAGCUGAGCUACCCUGAUGUGAUGCCUGCCUGGCGGAUCUCUCUGUUGAGUGUGGAACUACUACUUUUAGCAAAUGCUUACUCAAGUUUCCGGAUUGAACCGACAGAAGGUAGCCUUGCAGGGGGAACAUGGAUCACACUUGUUUUUGACGGUUUGGAAACAAGUAUUCUUUACCCCAACAAUGGCUCUCAGCUGGCGAUAGACCUGGUGAAUGUGGCAACACCCGCCUUGAAGAUCCCUUGUGACAUCUCUCCCCUCUUCGUGGAUUUGCCCGUGGUGACGUGCCAGACGAGGUCUCUUCCAUCAGAAGCACCUGAAGGUCUUUAUUCUCUGGAGAUACGCUCUGGGGAUCAACUGCUAGGCAGCCCGUGUGCCAGAUUACUGGACAACUGUACUUUCAAGUUUUCCAAGGAGCAGACACCUGUUUUAUAUCAAGUUAACCCAUCAAGUGGAGUUCCAGGAGAAGUAGUGCAUGUGUAUGGCUGGGUCAUUACUGAUCGGAUGGAAAUUUUUGAUCCUGAUGUGGACUACAUGGAGAGCCCAUUAAUCCUGGAAGCUGGAGGAGACAAAUGGCUUACUCCUUGUUCUCUUAUAAACAGGAAGACAGGAAUCUGUUUUCCCAUCCAGGAGGAACAUGGCCUUGGGACUGUGCAGUGUCGCGUGGAAGGCAGUUAUAUUGGUUCCCAGAAUGUUAGUUUCUCAGUAUUUAACAAAGGAAGGUCGAUGGUGCAUAAGGAAGCCUGGCUGAUCAGUGCUAAACAGGAACUGUUCCUGUACCAGACAUACCCAGAAAUCCACUCUGUGUUUCCAAAAGUUGGGAGCCUUGGGGGAAGAACAGACAUCACUAUUACUGGAGAUUUCUUUGACCCUUCUGCCCGGGUUACCAUUGCAGGCAUUCCAUGUGAUAUUAGACAUGUGUCUCCCAGGAAGAUUGAGUGCACCACCAGGGCUCCAGGAAAUGGAGCAAGGCUCACUGCUCCCCAGGCAGGUAAUCGAGGACUCCUUUUUGAAGUUGGAAAUGCUGUUAAGGAUGAGGAGCUGACUGAAGCCACCCCAGGGUACAGGUGGCAGAUAGUUCCUAAUGCUAGUUCUCCAUCUGGCUUUUGGUCCAAGGAAGGGAGACCUUUCAGAGCACGGCUCAGCGGGUUCUUCGUGGCUCCAGAGACCAACAAUUACACAUUCUGGAUCCAGGCAGACAGCCAAGCUUUCUUGCGUUUCAGUUCUUCAGAGGAGCCAAGGAUGAAGGUAGAAGUGGCUUCCAUUGCAGUUGGCACUGCUGACUGGUUUGACUCUUGGGAGCAGAACGGGAAUGAAGGGAGCUGGCAACAGAAGACAAAUAAGCUAGAACUGCAGGGCGGAGCCAAGUACUACUUGGAAGCAGAGCAGCAUGGGAUAGCUCCCAGCAGGGGGAUGAGAAUUGCUGUCCAGAUCCACAACACCUGGCUGAAUCCAGAUGUGGUCAACACUUACCUUCUGGAGAAACACCAGAUCCGAGCCCAAGCCCAGAGACUUCCAGAAAUACAGGUGUUGAACAUGUCAGGUAAAGGAAACUUUUUCCUUACUUGGGGCAAUGUCUCCAGCCAACCAGUUCCUGCAAAUGCCACAGCCCAACAGAUCCAAACCAUCAUCGAGGAGUUGCUGGUGGUGAAAUGCAAUCUGGUACCCCUUUCAGCUCGUGUUCUCCUCUGGCUUGGAUUUGAGCAAGGCUUAGAUGGCUCCAGGUCUGAUGGGGUCCUCACCAGUUCAACCGAACCAUUCUGUGGCAGAUUCAGCCUUGGUCAACUUCGACAUCUUAUCCUAAGCCCUGGGGCUGUCAGUAAGGGCUAUCAGCUGGAUCGAUACCCAUAUUUGUGCUUUGCAUACAGAGGUCAUAUGAACAGGACCCUGGACAUGACUGUUUCUUUCCUAUUUGGCUUCCAAAAUGUCAUGAAGAAUAUCACCUGUGACUGGAGUCUGAUGGAACCCCACCCUGAGAGCUGGCACUUUACUUGCAAUAACCUCUGGGACACAUGUGUACGCCAUUCUGAGGAGCUCCAGUCUUCUCUGGCAAACACCCCAUUGCUGGUUCAUCGGAUCGACAUCUUCCCUGUGGUUCCAGAGGCAGACUUGCUCUAUGUGGAUGAAAUUAUUCUUGCAGAUACCAACGUAACAGUUUCUCAAGCCGAUUCUGGAGUAGCCCGCCCAGGUGGGAAUGUGGUGGAGUCAGUGUCUGUGGUGGGAGUCCCUCCAGUCUACAGCAUAGCCUCUUGGAUGGCAGGAUGUGGCUCAGAACUUCCUCUCAUCACUGCAUGCUAUGUGCCCACCCAGGGGACAGGCGAAGGAUCAGAACUGAUUGAGGUGACAGCGAAAAGACUCCAGAGGACAAGCCCACCUUUGGGAGGACACUUCUCCCUCCACCUCUCUGAUACAGUGAUACCUGAUGUUCCAGUGCAUGUGUCUGCCAGACAGCUUCAUAAGCUACUGCAGGACAAUGCUGAUGAGUCCACAUCUGGAUAUCUCAAUGCCGAUGACUUCAUUGUGACAAAGGAUCAAAAUUCCUGCUAUGAACAUGUGUGGACUCUUUCCUGGACCACUCAGAUUGGGGAUUUGCCCAAUUUCAUCAGGGUCUCCGAUCAAAAUCUUACGGGGUUGAAUCCCACCAUAACUGCUCGUGUAGUAUACGAUGGCGGAGUUUUCCUUGGGCCCAUUCUUGGAGACACACUGGCUACUGCCAACCAGCAGACUCAGGUGACUGUACAAGUGAAUGACAUACCAGCCCAUUGUUCAGGCUCCUGCUCCUUCCAAUACCAGCGAGCGUCAACUCCCAGCGUGGACUGUGUGUGGUAUUCCCUUGGUAGUGAUGUCAACCUGCUGGUUCAUUUUACUGGAAAUGGUUUCCCUAGAGAUGCCCAGUUCUUACAGGUCACGGUGAUCAACACGAGUUGUGAAGUUAUUUUCUCAAAUGAAACCAACGUUGCCUGUGAGCUUGCCCUACUACCAGUUGGAGUGCACCGGGUUUUUAUGCUGGUGAGACCUUCUGGCCUUGCUCUUAAUGCCAGUGGAGAAGGCCUCUUCCUACGUGUGGAACCCAGGCUGGAUGCUGUGGAGCCUUCUACAGGCGCAGAGAUUGGAGGAUGGUGGGUUACACUCCGAGGCUCUAGUCUAGAAGGCGUUAGCCUGGUGUUAUUUGGAACUCGGUCGUGUGUCAUUGAUGUCAUUAGAAGCAAUUCGCAACAGAUUCAAUGCAAAGUCCCACCUAGGGGGAAAGAUGGAUACACUGUGAAUGUGACUGUGAUCAAUGGGGACCACUCCACAGUUCUUGCCAGAGCAUUUACUUAUGUCUCCUCUUUAAAUCCAGUGAUUGUGUCUUUGAGCAGAAAUAGAAGCAACAUAGCAGGAGGUGAGAUUCUGUUCCUUGGGAUGACACUGAUGGUGAACUAUACAGAUCUGAAUGUGCAAAUCUACAUUCAGAACACUUCUGCUCAGGUCCUUGCAAAGACGGCAUGGGGACUGGAGGUGCUGUUGCCUCCGUUGCUGCCUGGCAUCUAUGUGAUUUCAGCAUUCAUCAAUGGAAUCAGCAUUCGUUCACAAGGGGUUGAUCUCCACAUCCAGUACCUCACUGAAGUUUUCAGCAUGGAACCUUGCUCCGGGUCUCUCUUGGGUGGAACUAUCCUCAGACUCUCAGGAGCAGGACUGGGCAGAGACCCAGCUCUGAUUCGGGUGCUUGUGGACAACCGUCCUUGUGAUACUGUGAAGUUAACAGAAGUGAACAUUUGGUGUGAGACUCCCCGAGUCCUACUACCACCCAGAGCAGAUGUUCUCACUGUCCCAGCAUCUGUGGAGAUCUGGGCUGGCAACACUUCCUUCGUGGGGAAGGCCUUCAUCUUCACAUAUGAAGCUGCAGCAACUCCAGUGGUCACUGCUAUGUGGGGUGAACUCAUGAACAACAGUGUAAGGUUUUAUGUGGAAGGAAAUAACCUCUCCGACUCAGUCAUUCUUUUGGGAUCCUUGAAAUGUGACCUUCAAGUGCAAUUGUUUGGUGAUAACAUGAACCUGUCUGGGUGCUCCCUUCUUCUCCACAGUUUGGAAGCUGGGGUCUAUGCUCUCCAAGUUCGUCACAAGAGGAUGGGGUUUGCCAAUAUGUCUGCGGUGCCUCAGAAGUUUGAGCUGUCACCGCAGAUUAUCGACAUCUUCCCAACACAUGGUUCUAUAUAUGGUGGGACAGUGCUUACUGUGAAGGGCACGGCUUUCAGGUCCAGAAGGAGGUCUGUUCAUGUUGACCUUUCAGGUCCUUUUACUUGCGUGAUUUUGAGUUUGGGAGACCACACAGUCCUAUGCCAGACCAAGUUUGUGGGUGAUCAGUUUUCUGAAACAUCACUGGCUCUAAACAUCACAGUUCUGGUCAAUGGGCUGACCAGCAAGUGUGAGGGGAACUGUACUCUCUUCCUGGAGGAAGCAGCAACUCCUAUUGUGGAUGCUUUGACUAUAAGUAUCAGUGGCUCUCUAACCACAGUGCUGAUGAGAGGACAGAGGUUAGGCUCUGCUGGUGAGCCAACAGCCUUUGUGGAUGGUCAACUUCUUUGCCAUACAACUUUCUUUAAUACCAGCUAUGUGGCAUGCCAGAUGAGAGAUUUGGCCCCGGGGUUCCACUAUCUGUCAGCUGUUCGUACAAGUGCUGGAUAUGCUUGCCUCAAUAGUGUUUCUAGAAACUUCUUCGUUGUGCCUCAGGUGUUCGAUUAUUUUCCUAAGGAUUUUAGCAUCCAUGGUGGAAGUCUCUUGACUAUAAAAGGCACAACCCUUCGAGGAUGGAAAACUACAUUUGUCUAUGUUGGCCAGCAGGCUUGUCUAACAGUGAACAUCAGUUCUGAGUUCAUCCAGUGCAUUGUUCCCGCAGGAAAUGGCUCUGCUGCUCUGGAAAUAGAUGUAGAUGGAGUUUUAUACCACAUGGGAUUUGUUGACUACAGCAGCAUCUUUACCCCAGAAUUGCUUUCUGUUUCACGGAGUCAUGACAUCUUGACCUUUACAGUGGCCCGGAUCUCAGGGGCUGCAAAUGUUGACAUUCUUAUUGGGACGUCACCGUGUCUAGAUGUUGCUGGUAACCGUACGAUUCUCCGGUGCAUGGUCCCUCUGCUUCCUGCUGGGGAGUAUGCUGUCACAGGUUAUGACCACAGCAGAGGAUGGGUCUCAUCCACUCUCAUUCUCGUGCUGAGAGCCACUGUGACCUCAGUGACUGAGAACUAUGGCUGCCUGGGUGGAAGGCUUUUGCAUGUGCUCGGAGCAGGAUUUUCUCCAGGGAACAUCUCAGCUGCUGUAUGUGGUGCUCCGUGCCAAGUCUUGGCUAAUGCGACAGUGUCUGCCUUCAGCUGCUUGGUUCUGCCCCUGGAUGCGUCCUUGGCUUUCCUCUGUAACCUGAGGCAUGCAGAAGACAGCUGUGGAGUUAGCAGGCCCACCUACUUGCAAUGUGACUUGACUGUCUCCGUGGGGAUGGAGAGACUGCCUGGAUCCUGGCCUUACGUCUACCUUUGUGAAGAGAGUUCCCAGGGCCUCUUCGUACCAGAUCACCAGAUCUUCCUUUCCUUCUCAGGCCUCUUCCUCAGCCCUAAAGUGGAAAGAGAUGAAGUUCUCAUCUAUAAUAGCUCCUGUAACAUUACCAUGGAAACUGAGGCAGAGAUGGAGUGCGGGACACCUAAUCAGCCAAUUACCGCCAAGAUUACUGAAAUACAGAAAAGCCGGGGCCAGAACACUCAGGGCAACUUUUCCUUCCAAUUCUGCCGAAGGUGGUCCAGGCCUCACAGUUGGUUUCCUCACAGAGUGCCACAAGAUGGCGACAAUGUCACAGUGGAGACCAGUCACCUGCUACUGCUAGAUGCGAAUACAAGUCUCCUGAACUCCCUGCACAUUAAAGGUGGCAAGCUGAUUUUCAUGGAGCCCGGACCCAUUGAUCUCAGAGCCCAUUCUAUCCUAAUUACAGACGGUGGAGAGCUCCAUAUUGGAUCUGAGGACAAGCCUUUCCAAGGCAAAGCUCGGAUCAAACUCUAUGGAAGUGUCCACUCCACUUCCUUCUUUCCCUAUGGAGUCAAGUUCCUGGCUGUGAGGAAUGGAACUCUUUCUCUGCAUGGUUCUGUUCCAGAAGUUACUUUUACCUAUCUUCGAGCAGCUGCAUGUGCAGGAGACACCGUGUUGGCUCUGGAAGAGGCCGUGGCUUGGCACCCUGGGGAUGAGGCUGUCAUUAGCAGUGGAGCGACUGUAGAAGGUGCUGAAGCAACAGAAGAGGUGGUUGUUGUAGAAACUGUCCACGAUGCGGACCUCCAUCUCAGGAACCCCCUGAGAUACUCCUACAACUUCACAGAAAACUGGGUAACUGGAGUGAAUCAUAUUUUGAAGGCUACAGUGGCUCUUCUCAGCAGGAACAUUAUUGUCCAAGGAAAUCUCACUCUCGAGAGGGUAAAGCUUCUUGAUUCAUGCCAGGAGGCCGGUGCUGCUGAAGGAAACCUGAAGCAUUGUUUAUAUUCUAAGAGUGAGAAGAUGCUGGGAGCCAGGAAUCUGGGGGCCAGAGUUAUCAUUCAGUCCUUCCCAGAGGAACCCAGCUUGGUCAAGCUGAAGGGAGUGCAGUUCCGAGACCUGGGACAAGCCUUCCAUAAGCAUCUAAGCUCACUCACCCUGGUGGGAGCUAUGAGAGGUUCUUAUCUCCACAGCUGUUCAAUGUGGGGCUCCUUCAGCAGAGGCCUCAGCAUACACAGGACCUGGGGUCUGAAGGUGGAAAAUAAUAUAUUCUAUAAGAUUGUAGGUCAUGCCCUACUGGUGGGGUCCUACAUGGACAGAAGUUUUAGCACUAGUGAGGCUGUUAUUGGAAGAAAAAAUGGUUGGUGGGAAGAGGGAAGUAUGAUAAGAAACAAUGUGAUCAUCAAUGUUUCUGGGGCUGAGGGACUGUCCAGUUCUGAAAUGUUGGCACCAGCAGGCAUCUACACUUUCAGUCCCACCAGUGCGAUUGAGGGCAACAGAGUGUGUGCAGCUGGUUAUGGCUAUGUUCUCCACCUUGUGACCAGCCAAACAGUGCAAGCUCCACUACUCUCAUUCAACUGGAAUACUGCACAUUCUUGUACAAGAUAUGGUCUCCUUGUAUAUCCUGAAUUUCAACCGCCUUGGAAUAAUGACACUGGCUUCACUCUGUUUCAAAACUUCAUGGUUUGGGGAAGUGCUGGUGGUGCCCAGAUUUUUAGAAGUAACAAUCUGCACCUGAGAAACUUCCAAGUUUAUGCAUGCAGAGACUUUGGGAUUGACAUUUUGGAAAGUGACACGAACACUUUGGUUACUGACAGCUUCUUACUAGGUCACUUCACCCACGAGGGAAGUCUAUGUAUGUCAGUUGGCAUCAAAACUCCCAAAAGAUGGGGACUGACGAUUUCUAACACAACUUUCGUUAAUUUUGAUCUCAACUGUGUGGCCAUCAGAACCUGUUCUGGCUGUUCCCAAGGACAGGGUGGAUUUCCUGUCAAGACCAGGCAAUUGAAGUUUGUCAACUCUUCAAAUUUAGUAGCAUUUCCUUUUCCUCAUGCAGCAGUUUUGCAAGACUUAGAUGGGUCCCUGUCUGGGAAAAAUGGAUCUCAUGUUCUUGCUUCUAUGGAAACCCUCUCAGACACAUGUUUGACCAAUGCAAGCUUCAGCCAGAUUGUCUCUGGCAGCGUCUGUGGGGAAGCUGUUCUCUUCCAUCGUAUGUCUAUUGGUUUAGCUAAGAGCCUCGACGUUCCUAAGAAUUUAACCAUGACUGACAUCAGAAAUAGGACAAUCACUAUCAAUUAUGUGGAUGACACGUUGUCUAACUCUUAUGGCUGGAUGGCUCUACUCUUGGACCAAGAGACCUACUUGCUGCAGUUUGAGGGUCCUUGGACGGACGGAUCUUUGCAGUACUCAGCAACCUUUGACAACUUUGCCCCUGGAAAUUACCUCCUGCUAAUGCACAGGGACCUACUACCUUAUCCCGACAUUCUCCUCAGAUGUGGGAGUCGGGUGGGCCAGUCACUUCCCUCUCAUCCUUUGCCGAGUCGAGACGGAGCCUGUGAUUGGUUCUUCCACAGGCAGUUAAGGCAGCUCACCUACCUGGUUUCAGGGGAAGGUCAAGUUCACGUAUUCCUCCAGGUGAAGCAUGGUGCACCUCCAACUGUUUCAGCUUCUACAUCUGUAUCUGAAUCAGCUUUAAAAUGGUCCCUUCCUGAAACAUGGCAAGAUGUUGAAAAAGGCUGGGGAGGAUACAACCACACCAUCCCAGGACCCGGUGAUGACGUCUUGAUUUUACCCAACAAGACGGUUCUUGUGGAUACUGAUCUCCCCGUGCUUAGAUGCCUCUAUGUGAUGGGUACCUUAGAAUUCCCUGUGGACAGAAGCAACGUUCUGAGUGUGGCGUGCUUACUCAUUGCAGGAGGGGAGCUGAAAGUAGGUACUUUGGAAAACCCCUUAGGAAAAGACCAAAGACUUCUGAUACUCCUCAGAGCCUCAGAAGAAAUCUUCUGUGACCGUUUUGACGGAAUACGUGUUGACCCUGGAACAAUUGGAGUUUAUGGGAAACUUCGCCUUCACAGCGCAUAUCCUAAGAAAUCCUGGGUACACCUUGGAGCUGACAUUGCCCCGGGAAAUGAGAGGAUUAUAGUACAUAAUGCAGUGGAUUGGCAGCCCCAUGACAAAAUCGUCCUCAGCUCUUCUUCUUAUGAGCCUCAUGAGGCAGAGGUCCUCACUGUGAAGGAAGUCAAGGACCAUCACAUCAGGAUCUAUGAACGUCUAAAACACAGGCACAUUGGAAGUGCCCACACCCUGGAGGAUAGUCGACAGAUUUGUUUGGCUGCUGAGGUUGGAUUGUUGACCAGAAACAUUAGAAUUCAGUCUGACUCAUCCUGUAGAGGGAGACUCCUUGUGGGGUCCUUCAGGAAAUCUAGCGGAGAAGAGUUUUCUGGCAUUCUUCAACUUCUAAAUGUAGAAAUUCAAAACAUGGGGUCACCACUGUAUGCAUCUAUUGAAUUCACCGGUGUGUCAGCUGGAUCCUGGGUUAUAUCUUCUACUGUACAUCAAAGCUGCACUGUGGGCAUCCAUGCAUCUUCUAGUCGUGGGAUGGUCUUAAAUGACAACAUAGUGUUUGGCACAAAAGGCCAUGGAAUCGAUGUGGAGGGUCAGAACUAUUCUCUCACCAAUAACCUUGUCAUUCUGUCAAUGCAGUCAGCAAACUCCCUUCCUUGGGUGGCAGGAAUCAAAGUGAACUAUGCCGAAGAUAUCAUUCUCCACGGCAAUGUGGUGGCAGGAUCUGAGAGACUUGGCUUUCAUGUCCGUGGCCAUGGGUGCUCCUCUGAAGUGCUUUGGUCUGACAAUGUGGUCCACUCAAGCCUCCAUGGCAUUCACCUCUACAAGAAACGUGAACCUAAUAACUGUACUGGUGUCUCUGGAUUUCUGGCUUUUAAGAACUUUGACUAUGGUGCCAUGGUUCAGACAGAGAAUAGUGUGGACAUACAGAAUAUCACUCUGGUGGAUAAUACUGUUGGUCUUUUGGCCAUCUCGUAUGUAUCUUCGGCUCCACUGAGAUCUGGCAGCACUCUACAGAUUACUCUUAGGAAUUCAGUCAUCGUAGCCACUAGCUCCUCUUUUGACUGCAUCCAAGACAGAAAGGCUCCUCAGUCGGCCAACUGGACCUCCACAGAUAGAGCGCCUUCCAAUCCCAGAGGAGGCCGGAUCGGUAUUCUGUGGCCUGUAUCUGCCUCAGAACCAAAUGGAUGGCCCCAGGAGCCAUGGCACAAAGUAAGGGGCGGUCAUUCAGUUCCAGGAAUUAUGAAGCUUCAAGAUGUCACCUUUUCUAGUUUCGUGAAGAGUUGCUAUAGCGACGAUCUGGAUGUCUGCAUCCUGACUAAUGAGCACAGCACUGGAAUCAUGUACCCAAUAACAGCAGAGAGGACCAGAAUGCUGAAGAUAAAGGACAAAAACAAGUUCUACUUUCUUCCAUUACAGUCUGGGAAAGACUUAGUGGGAACCAUCUGCCCUGCAUCAUCGGACUGUGAAAUUCCAAGAAAAUACCUCUUCACAGAUCUGGAUGGGAGAACCCUGGGUCUGUCCCCACCAGUUUCUGUGUUUCCAAGGAUAGAGGAAGGAUGGACUGGAUCCUUCUUCAACACAGGUAUAUUCAGAGAAGAACAGAAAUGCACAUUUCGAGCCAUGAUCCAGGGCUUCUUCUGUAAGCAGACUGAGCAUGCAGUCCUAAUUCUUGAUAAUGUUGAUGUAACUUGGACAAUCCCCAAAUUCUACCCACUUGUAUCCAUUACUAAUGGUUUUGUGGACACGUUCAGUAUUGUGAAGGACAGUGGUCUAUGCUUUCCCACAAGCUCCCCGUCUACUUUUUAUUCCAUUUUACCAACCAGACAAAUGACCAAAGUAUGCUUUCCAGAGCGAACUCCCCCAUUCCUGCACUUUUUUCUACUGGCAAACAGAAGAGCGUCCAAGCUCAUCUUGGCUGUGUUCUACAAUGAGAUUCAGAGCCCCUACGUUUUCUUAGACAAGAGCUUUAUUCCACCUACACCAGUAGAGUCAGCAUUUUCACUGUUGGAUGAGCCUGUUGGUGCCAACUAUUUCGACAUCAUGAAUAACCUCUUGUAUGUUGUCCUGCAAGGAGAGGAGGCUGUUGAAAUACGUUCAAGUGUUUCCAUUCAUUUGGCUUUGACAGUGACAUUUUCAGUCCUAGAAAAGGGCUGGGAGAAAGCAGUGCUUGAAAGUCUAAGAGGCUUCUUCCAGAUUGACCAAAACCAAAUCAGACUCACUCUUGAGAUGCCUGGCAACAAAGAGACCUUAAAGGCCAUUGCAAACAGUGAAGGAAAACGAAAGCGCAGUUGCCCAACUGUGACUUGUGCUGUCCCUUCUAGCAGAUAUGUUCAACGCAGACCUCUCAUGGCAGAAAUGGCAUCAUUUACAAUCACACCAGCAACCACUCUGGAAACUUUCUCAAAGGUGAUUGUCUUUGAAAUCGGUGAUCUGCCAAAUGCAAGGGACAGUGAAUUCAUUCAGUCCUUACCAAGUAACAGAUUACAGAAAUUGGCUCACCAGGUUAUCACUGCUCAACAGACUGGAGUUCUGGAAAAUGUCCUUGGUAUGACUGUUGGGGCCCUACUAGUGGCUCAGUCAGAGGGAGUCACAGGAUAUAGAAAUGCAAGUAGUUUAAUAACUGGAAACCAGAUAUAUACCCGGCCCUCUGUGGUUUCCAUCCUGGUGCAGCCUUCAGAUGGGGAAGUGGGAAUAGAAUUACCGAUUCAGCCACGGCUCAUCUUCCUGGAUGAGAAGAAUGAGAGAGUGGAAGCUUUGGGUCUCCCCUCAGAACCUUGGAUUAUUUCAGUUUCCCUGGAAGGGACAUCUGAAUCAAUGCUAAAAGGGUGUACCCAGGCAGAAACACAGGAUGGCUAUGUGACCUUCUCCAGAUUGGCUGUCUUGACCUCUGGGUCAAACUGGCACUUAGUUUUUACUGUCACUUUCCCUCCAGGUACUAAUUUAACAGCUCGAUCCAAGACCUUUGCUGUCCUGCCUGUGGCCGGCAAGGAGAGGUCAACUAUCAUCCUGGCCUUGUCCCUGUGCUCAGUGGCGUCUUGGGUGGCUCUAAGUUGUCUCAUUUGCUGCUGGUUUAAGAAAAGCAAAACCAGAAAAAUAAAACCAGAAGACAUAUCUGAAUCCCAGGCUAAGGAACAAAAGAAGAAUACCCAUAUCUCUUCCAAACCCAGAGAACUACAAGUAAAGACCGCAAAAGAAGACGCUAUGAUGGGAGAAGACAUGAGAAUGAAGGUCAUGGAGGGAAGGCAGAACCAGUUUUCCCAACACUCAAUGGAUGGAGUGUCCAAAAGAAAAGUUAGCCGCCGUGCUGUCCCAGAGGAAAGAACAGCUACACCUGCCCUGAAGAUUCCCAGAACCACCUGUGUCCCAGGAGCUCUUCCUCAGCAGUUGACUCUGCCGGAGCCUGGGAACUGGCAGGAGGCCCAACAGCAGCUGCUUAGAUACCAGCUGGCAGGCCGCGAUCAGCUGCUUCUGUUAUGCCCAGACCUCAGGCAAGAGAGGCAGCAGGGUCAGGAGCCUAGCCAGCUGAACAAAGGGAGUGGCCGCUGCAUGGGGCUGUCUCAAGAGAAGGCCACUUGCGUUCCCACUGAGACCUUCUGCCUUCACACAGCUCCACCAGAAACUAUCCAGUAACAGCUGUGGGCGCGGAGCACUGUGGGCGUUUGUAUGAAAAGGAGAAACUGUUCAAAAUUAUUUCUACAUGGUGAACGGGGGAGGAGAGGUCUGAUCUGUUUGGACAACUAAGGGAGAAUGGGGACGACUGUAAUUAAGCUUCUCUUAGAGCCAACACUCAGGAUGCUUCAGGCUUGUCUUAUGGAAGACCUGUGAUAGAUUUAGUUAGCUGAUGUUGUAUCUGCAGGACUACAGAAAUACUCAGGAGAUAUCUUACACCAAAGCUUAUCCCCCAAACAGAGGUAACGUAAUAAGAGUUACUUGUAGAUUUUAUUUCGUGGUUUAAAUUUAGUAAUUAUUGGGAGCUUUCUGCAUUGCAAGCAUUAUUAUUUGCACCUCAUGAGUAUUUGUACAUGAAAGAUGAUGGUCACAUAGGCUUUGUUGGGAUUUCAGUUAAGAAAAAGAUAUGAAAACACUAAAUUUAGGCAAUUUUUAUGUACUAUAGGUACAUUUCACACCAGGUAUUUAUAUGAAAAGGGGAAAUAUUCAAAGCUACUUCUCUGUGGUAAGUGGGAAAAGAGAGGUCUGAUCUGUUUGGACAACUAAGGGAAAAAUGUGGACUCUCAAUAUUUUGACUUAAUAGUUCUAAUAAUUUCUUCUAGUUGGGUAAAAUUUACAACUACCAGGGAAUUUUUCUAGAAGACUAAACAUAAUCUAAUGGUAAAGUGGACUAAUGGCUCUCUUAUUUAUCAGAGAACUGAUUUUUGUUUCCCACAAAAAGCAAGUAUAAGGAGUGCCCAAGAGACUAGAAAAGAAAUCUUAGGUAUGGUCUUUUGAAGCUGUGUUUAGGGAGAUGAAGCAAAGAGGUAGCUGAUGCUUUAAGAAAGAAAGUGCAUCAAUCACCCUCUCUAAACUGCUGAAAAUUUUAUAAGGAAUAGAUAGAUGCCAAAGGAUUUUCCUGAACUGAUUGAUAUAUUUAUGUGACCUUUUAUCUUCUUUAGUUUACUGAUACAGUAAUGCAUUCCGUGACUUGGAUUCAAACGCUGAACCAAAUUUACAUACCUUAAAUAAAUCCUGCUGGCAUAUUUUUUGAUAUACUAACAGGUUUAGUUUGCUGAUAUUUUAUUGUAUUUUAUAUCUAAAUGAUAUAAAAUAUUAUAAAAUAAUAUAAAAUGAUAUGAGAUAUUCGAUCAUAAUUUCAGUUUAUUUUUUCAAUUAACUUUAGCCAUGCAUAGUUUGAAUGCCUGUAGCCUAAGCUUUCCCAAAAGAGACGGCCGGAAAAUGCUUUAGCACGGGAAUUCAAGGCCAGUCUGAACCCCAUAGCAAGACAAAAUAAUUUCUUUAAAACGUGAAUUAGGUGUAGGGCAUCUGGUGACACAUGCCUCUGGCCCCAGUACUCAAGAGAUAGAAUAGCAGGCAUCACAAAUUUAAAGGUAGCCUGGGAUCCACAAUAUGCUGCAAGCCAACAUGACUUAUCCACAAAGAACUUGUCUCAAUAGAGAAAAAAGAAUUAGGAAUGCUCUGUAUUUUCUGGAAGAAAUUCUGUGAAGUUGGAGGGGGGAAAUGGAACUUUUGUUGUUGUUUUCUGUAGUCUGUAAAAACAUUGUAUGGAAUAGACAUGACUCUUCUCCAUCUAUUUGGUCGGUUUCAGUAUCAAAAUUGCUUGGCCUACACAUGGCUUUUUCAAAUUUUUUUAAAUUAUGGAUUCAAUUUUUUAUAGAUUAUAGAACUAUUCAAUUAAAAAAAAAGAAAGAAAGUGCAGACCACUUUAACAUACUCAUCCAUCUCUACUUAAACUAAAGAAUACUUUAAGUGCACUGACUUAUCACAUUUGUCUGCUUCUCAGAAAGCCUUAUAACAUGAGAAUAUGAAGAAAAGAUAUGGAAGACAGUCAGGCAGUGAAAAGAAUUUCUACAUUUUUCCGUGGAAAAAUGUCAGAUUUUCCCACAGUUUAAACCAAGAUUUUUCCAAUCUCCUUAUGGCUAAAGGAGCUCUUCUGGGGUUGAGACGAGACACAGGCAAGCAAUCCUGUCUUCUAUGGCUAACUCUUAAAUGAUGGCAGCUUAGAAAUUGAAACCAUAGGAUGUAUUGGUAAGGAGUAAUCAUCAACUAGAAAGCAUUAUCUCUUUCCACCACGAGUCGGCCACAGCUAUCUCUGCCUCUUCUUUAAACAUUCUUGAAGUAGCUCAUAAAGCUCCUUGUUUCUAAGAUUACUUAGUUCUGAGGUGUUGACUCUUUCCUGUGGCUCUCUACUGACUGCUGAGAGGAGGAAUGAUGACGCUGAGUCCGAUGCUCCCUGGAGAUGAAAAUCCAGUCUAUAUGCGUGCUGAGAUGGCAUAAAUCAAUUGCAAUGAUACAAAAUUACCAUUAAGCUAUAAACUAGCUUCCUCAGGAUAAAUCUUAUAGAUGUAUCUUUUCAGACAACAAAGGUACUUUAGAAUUAGCUACCAAAACCCAACACUUCUGCGUAGCAUUCCUUCUCCCAUUUAAUUAGCCCUUGCAAUAACUCUUUUAUUAUAUUUCAUUUAGUAACCUUUUGAUCUUUAAAACCAUUGGCCUUGGCAAACUCUAGUGCAUACUCUUAAUUCUCAAGAACUGUGAUCUUCCUGGACCAUACCCUUUCAGAAAUUAAGGAGUUUGAGGACUGCAGGAGAGUAGCCUUCAGUCACUGUGUUGGUUCCUGUUUGUCUUCGCCUUACAUCUGCACUCGGGUAACUGCCUUCAACUCUUCCAAUCUCUGCCCUGACUUUUGGUGAACUCUAUUCCGUGUACCUACUGAGACUUUUCACAGCCACUGUGGAGUCAGUGCAGAGCUCAACCCUGCUCCAGCUCGCUAUUUUCCCCUCCUCAUUCAAUAAAUGGCACUAUAUCGUAACAGCAAUCAUGACCCUUUUUUAUAUGUCAACGUUCUCAGUCAACUCCCAAGACUCAUUUAUACACAUUUCUGCAGUCUAAUGUUAAUCUCCUCAUCCGUACCCCAUGCAGUUCAGGAUCGCCUUUGUGUGAGAUAAGUUUUGAGCUGGUUCUCUUUUUCACUGCUUAAAAAGAAAAAAGAUGGGUGAGUGGGAUAAAUGCUGGGAGCAGGAAAAGAAGCUAAGAUCAUUUGUGGCUUAGAACAAGUCUGUAACUGCACCAUUGAUGAAGGUAAAUAUUUCUGAGCUACUCCUAUUAACCAAAUAAACCAUGGGAUAAACAUCUUUUUUCCUGUGUCAUUUCAAAGAAUCUAUUUUUGUUGCUCAUUUCCAAUGCUCUCUAUAUGACGUGCCCUUCCUCCCAAGAGAUUAUUUUGCUAAAGCUCUGAGGAUUUAAAAAUAUUUGAGAACAGAUUUUAAGAGAUGCUCAUCACAGAAAGCUGAUAAAUAUGAGAGGUGAUACAAAUGUCAUUUAGCUUUACUGAACUGUUUUACAGUAGAUGUGUAUUUGAAAACUCUACUUUGUACUGAGUAAAUACAUGCAAUUGUUAAUCUGUCAAAUAUAUUAAAACAUUCAUGAAUAUUUUUGCAUAGUAAAAUACAAAGGGAAGGCGGUGGAGUUUGUCCCAUUUUUCUUGCUUUUUGCAUCAGGUUCAGGGAGCCUUCAACAAAUGUCGUUCCUAGAGAAGAGACUGAGGCAUGGGAGUCUGGUAGUUACCAUAGAAUUCUUGCCCAUGAUGCUGCCAGUGAAGUUUCUAAAAAUGAAGAUGCCUUGAGCUGUCUGAGGCUUUCUCUCUUCCAAAAGCUACUUAGUUGAAUGAGUUCUACCCAUCUAACAGCAGAAUACCGAACAUACAGAAUUGCCAUAGAUUAAAAUGCACAUGAAGUACAUUCAAAAACAAAAUGGGAGAAACACUAUGAAACACAUGCAUUUGUUACUCAACUAAAUGUCUUUUAAACUGUGUAUGUCUGUGACAGUAAAUUCCAUCCCAUCAUUUAUUUUCUUUCUAAUUCUAUGAAGAAUUGAGUUCGAAUUUGGGUGGGGAUUGCAUUGAAUCUGUAGAUUGCUUUUGGCAAGAUGGCCAUUUUUACAAUGUUAAUCUCACCAAUCCAUGAGCAUGGGAGGUCUUUCCAUCUUCUGAGAUCUUCUUUAAUUUCUGUUUUUAGCGACUUGAAGUUCUUGUCAUACAGAUCUUUCACUUGCUUGGUUAGAGCCAUACCGAGGUAUUUUAUAAUAUUUGUGACUAUUCUGAAGGGUGUCAUUUCCUUAAUUUCUUUCUCAGUCUAUUUAUUAUUUGAGUAGAGGAAGGCUACUGAUUUGUUUGAGUUAAUUUUCUAUCCAACCACUUUGCUGAAGUUGUUUAUCAUGUUUAAGAAUUCUCUGGUGGAAUUUUUGGGGUCACUUUGAAGGCUCAUUUCCCCAGUGUGGGGGAAUGCUAGGGUGUUGAGGUAGGAGUGGGUGGGUGGGAGUGGGAACAUCUUCAUAAAAGCAGGGUAGGAAGGAAGCAGGGAGGGAGGAUGGUAGAGGGGGUAAUGGGAAUAAUAUUUGAAAUGUAAAUACAUAAAAUAUCAAAUAAAAAAUGUGGACAUUUAUUCUAUCAUUCUCUCCCCAAAUUUAAAAUUCUUUCAGUGUCAAUUUUAGAAAAGCAAUAAGAAGGAAUUAGAAUCAAAUGGAGAACAAUUUCUUACAAUCUUCAUUAUAGCACUGUGACAAAUUAUAGACAUACGUAAGAGAGGAAGUUCCCAGACUGCAGCUUUAAAAGACAAAUGAAAUAUUUUUUAUUAAGUCAAGUGAGAUAUAAGGAUUUGGGUGUUUCACAUUCUUUUGACCUGGUAAGUUUAAAAUACAUUACCAAAAUCAACUGGGAAUCUCUUCACCUGAACAAUUAAAAUAAAGACUAGAUUCUCUUUAGCAUGGUAGUUUCUUGUGUGUAAGAAAAUUCUUUAAUAUAUUAGAACCUUUUAAAAUUCAUUGAAAUCCAAAGGGAUGAUUGUAUUUUUGUCACCUUAUUUUUGGUAUCUGAAAAACAUUUUAUUAUACCACUCUUUCCCUUAUUUCAAAGUAGUAGCAAUAGAAAAUAUGUGAGAACAUAUUCUACUCUCCAUUCUGUAGAAGAAAAAGAGGCAGUUGUCAAGUUAGGGUCAAAGGCAAAUUCCAAAGUUCAAAUGCAGCAAUUCAUCCUUCUUGUACAAUAGAAUGUCCAAUAGAAAAAAACUAUUCAAUUUAUGCAAUAUCAAUAUGCUAAAAAAUCAAAUUGAACAAUGUCUAGUAUGCUUCUCCCAAUUCAGGUACAAAAAAAUGUAUUCAUCCACAUGAAGGAGACAAAGGAAUGUAAGAAAUUCCCAUACUAUUUAGCUAUGCCUGCCAGAUAAUGUGACUCUGUCUUAGGUUAGUAGCACAGUGUGAUUUUUCCCUAAGACUUGAUUUCUUUUCUUUUCUUUUCUUGGAUAUUUUCCUUAUUUACAUUUCAAAUGUUAUUCUUUUCCCUGUUUCCCUUCCAGAAACCCCCAUACUAUCCUCCCACCCCCUACCUCCAUGAGGGUGCUCCCCCACCCACCCACCCAUCCACUCCUUCCCACCUCCCUGCCCUGGCAUUCCCCGACACUGGGGCAUUGAACCUUCACAGGACCAAGGGCCUCUCCUCCUAUUGAUGCUUGACAACGCCCAUCCUCUGCUACAUAUGGGACUUAAUUCUAAUCCAGUAAAUACCAUAUGCUAUAACACUGAAAUUGAUUAUUCACUGUCAGUUCCUCAGAUUUAGUCCCUCAAGUUAGAGAUAUAACAUGCUAUAUGUAUACUCUAGUUUAUAAAAAAGGAUAGCUUGAGAAAUUAAAUAUUGAAGAAUUUUUCUUAAUAUCAGGUAAAUAAAUAAUCUUGAGUGUUUCCCUAGAGUCUUGAAUACUCUAGCAGUAUUAUCCAUUUUGGAUUAUAGAUUGAGUCAACUCCUAUUUCCAACAAAAUUUUAUUCUAUUCUCAAUGUCACAGCUUCAAUUAUCACCUCUUUCUAAAGUCCUCAAUCUCUUCCCAUAUACUAGUUUGUCUCAAUAAUAAUCCAACAUAAUUAAUAAAUUCAUACCCUGAAAGAUAAUGGAAACCAAGAGAAAAAACAAGGAUAUUCAUCUGUUAACACAUUCUUUUAAUAAGGUGGUUUCUAUUACGCUACAAGUUCAUUAAUACAUCAGUUGACAGUGCUACAGAAUAGGGAUUACUCUAGUGGUGACCAUGAAUGACCUAUGCACUGUCAGUCUGAACAAUGCUUCUCUGUUUUCUCUUUGCAUCAUCUCUGUUGGGUAUCUAAUUGAAUAUUUCUCAGAUACUACCAUUUUGUUUUGGCUGUAUUUUCUGUCCUUGGUUUUUUUGCAUGUCCCAUGUACUUGUGUGAUAGUUAUAAUGAGAAGUGCUCUUAUAAGCUCAUAUGUAUGAAUAGUUGGUUCCCAGUUAGUGAACCUGCUUGAGAAGGCUUAGGAGGUGUGCCCUUGUUGGAUGAGACAUGUCACUGGUUGAUGUGCUUUGAUGUUUCAAAACACUUGUGAUAUUCCUAAAUAUUUUCUUUCAGUCUCCUGCUUAUAGAUCAAGAUGUGAUUUCUCAUCUGUUCUUGCUAUUGUCCCUUUAUUUUGCCAUCAUGGCCUCUAACCCCCUGAAAUAGUAAUUCCAAUUAAAUGCAUUCUUUUUGUAACUUA
Molecule: messenger RNA, 18983 nt
Organism: Rattus norvegicus (Norway rat)
Lineage: Eukaryota; Metazoa; Chordata; Mammalia; Rodentia; Muridae
Gene: Pkhd1
Product: PKHD1 ciliary IPT domain containing fibrocystin/polyductin
Biological process (GO): regulation of cholangiocyte proliferation; regulation of establishment of planar polarity; positive regulation of cell population proliferation
Cellular component (GO): plasma membrane; apical plasma membrane; extracellular exosome
Source: RefSeq, a predicted model, not a curated record